CCGAACAGGUGUAAACGAGCCAUCACACGGCGGGACACUACAAAGAGGUUCACCACAAAAAACCACCACGCGUGCCAUUCUUGUUUCUCUCACACGAUGUAGCCAGAAAAUAGAGAUGUUUUCCUGGAGAAAUUUCAAGGACUAAGAAAGAGCGAUUUUGAAUCCGGAGUUAUCAACAUGUCCGGUGGCGUUACGGAGCUGCAGAGGCAGCUCAUUCUUGCCUUGGUGCACUCGGGGCUGGAUAAAACAGAGUUGAUCCGCGAGGUCUCCAUGGCCUAUCCAGCCACGGGGAUCGGGACGGACCGCAACGGGGAGAUGCGUCCAAACCACGGCGUGAGUGCCGGCGAGAGCUCGGCGGCCGUGACCGUUACGGCGAACGCGUCGCCGGUGAUACGGAACGCUGCGGACAGCGCCGCGCGGGAGCGGGAUGAAGACCACGAAGAUGACGGGCUGAGACAGGGAGGCAGCGGGGACGAGCUCAGCGAAGACGAGCACCGGCAGGGAGAGGAGAACGGAGGCAUGAUGAGUGGAGAUGACUUCGAGGGAAGUGAGCAUACGUUCGACCACUCCAUCGACCCAUCCAGGCCUGUGUCUCUCAAAGAUGAGUUACUAAGGACCGACUCUUGGCAAGUCGCCAAGAUGAUCAAGAAUUACAUGCAGCAGCACAACAUCCCACAGCGGGAGGUAGUGGACGCUACAGGGCUCAACCAGAGCCAUCUGUCCCAGCAUCUCAACAAGGGCACGCCCAUGAAAGGGGCCAAGCGAGCUGCACUGUACAGUUGGUAUGAGAAGAAACAGCAGGAGAUCAUGCAGCAGUUCACAAACCCAGAGAAGGCCAUCAUGUCUGAUGAUCAAAGGGACACAUCCAGGAGCAAGAAGAUGCGACGGAACCGGUUCAAAUGGGGGCCGGCAUCGCAGCGGAUACUAUAUGAUGCCUACCAGCAGAAUCGAAAUCCUAGCAAGGAAGACAGGGAGAAUCUGGUCGUUCAGUGCAAUGCAGCGGAGUGCAUGCAAAGAGGCGUCUCACCAUCUCAGGUCAGUGGCCUGGGAACCAACUUGGUAACAGAAGUCAGGGUUUACAACUGGUUUGCCAACCGGCGGAAAGAGGAAGCAUUCAAGAACAAACUGGCACUCGAUGCCCAGGGAAUCCAGUACACAAUACCAGGAAACAUGGAUGACGGCAGCAGUCCGGACAUCGUCAUGGCAAACACAAGUGCAGGGUCCGCCACACCCUCAGUCAUCCAGCACAAUGGCCAGCCAGGCAUCAUGGGAGGUUGUCCAAUCACAUCCAUGUCAGCACUGGAGUCCAGCCAAUUACAGCACGCCAUUUACAGCAUGGCGCAACAGCAGAGUGGGAUGAAAACCAGCCCUGCUACCCACCCCUCCCACAUGGUAACCAUGCCGACAUCUACCAAACUGCCUCUGGUCAGCUCGCUGCCAACGGUGACCAAUUACAACCAGGCGCCAUCCCGGCUGAGUCUACAAAGCAUGGUGUACACAAUGCAGCAGGGUCAUUCACAGCAGCAGCAGCAACAGCAGCAACAGCAACAACAACAACAACAGGUGCACUCCCACAGCCGACAACCCUCGCAGAUGGUGCAGAUGCUACAAGGAACACAAGGACAAAACACAGCUGCCGUGAUACAGUCCCACAGUCCAGCAGUCAGCGUUCACCGGCUCACCACUCUCAAUUCCACCACCCAGCCUGACCAUCACCCUCCCCACUAUACGGUGGCCUCACGGCAAGCGGCACAACGCAGAUCCCAGCAGCAGCAGCAGCAACAACAGCAGCAACAACAGCAACAACAACAACAACAGGGACAACAGCAACACCAGCAGCACCAACAGCAGCAGAUGGCACAGAUCCAGCAACUGCAGAAUCUCAUCGAGCCCAGCUUCCUACAGCAGCUCAGUCAAGUCAUGAACCAGCCCAAGGAGAUCCAGUUGAACCUGCCCCAGUCCCACCACCAUCAGCACCAGUCGCCCCAUCACCUCCACCAGGAGGUCACCAUCCCCGUCAAUGUCUCCGGCGGGGCCGUCACCAUGACCACGUUGGCCACCCUCAGCCCCAUCAAGAUCUCCGACAUGGCCGAGCUGCCCAUGGGCGCGCUGCAGCCGGCCGCCAAGCCGGCCCGGGAGGCUGGCAACAUCACCAUUGUCUCCACGCCACCCGGCUCAACUGCGGCCGAGGACAUGGAAGACUCCAAGGCUGGUGUGAUCCUCGGGCGGGCAGCAGGCGGCCGCUAUGUCCGCCUCUGACGUUGAUGGCAAAGGUAAACCAUUCUGCUAUCAAUAUUACUCCCCUCUGGAUUUACAAUAGCCAAAUACUACGACCUAUUACCACUUUUGUGGCAAGUAGAAAUGGGUUGACAUGAACCAGGUACCAUAAAGAUGUAAACUUUACAAUCAAGUUGUAUGUUCUUUCUCACUUGAAAUGGUCAUCAGUAACCUCUGCACACACAAUUGAAAUCUACUUUAGCAUGAUGUGUAGCCUGAAUUAUAUUUAAAGAUGUGUUGGAAGAAAUCUUUUAAAAAGUUUCUAUCUCAUUGCCUUAAAGUUACUAAGUUGUAAGUUGGUUACAGAUACUCAAUCUAAUAAUUUGGAAUGAUUACCUGACACCAUCGGAUGGGUACCUGGUUCUGGUAUACAUGUACACAACCCUAUUGGUUAAAACUCUCUGCACUAACCACAACGGCAUUUUUAAUAUUGAACAAUAUGUGGUGUGACUUCUGAGCAAUGGUUCUUUUUUUCCCAAGAGUGUCAAAAUGAGAGAGCUAAAGCAAGGCUAAUGUUCAUAAAAUUGGCCGUUAACAGAAGAAAAGGAGUUUUUAUGAUUCUCAACUUCCUUGCAGAGAACAUGUGCUUUUGCUGUGAACAGGUAAAUUGCUUGCUCUCAUAUUUCCAUUUGGAAUUUUUGUUUUCAUGAUUUGUACAAGUUAGUUUUGAAUAUAUACAUGAACAGUUCAUGAAUGUCAGAUUCUUCUAUCAAUUUGUCUCCCCAAAACAUUAAAAUCCCGUGAAAUUGUGUACAAACCAUCAGCAUUAUUUGAUAAUGACAUUGUAAUAAACCGUCCUGAGAAAUGAAUAUUUUGUGAAAAGCUAAUUUUUACUGCUAUAUAUUUCCAUUCCAAGAUGACCGUCUGGCACAAAAAGGUUCCUUUACAAUUUAAUUUUGGUUUGUUCGGAUGAAAUAAAAGUUUGUAUUUAUGGUGCUAGCAUAACGUCAUACUUUUAAGAAAAGUUUUUCCUUUAUGGCUACUGAGGUGUACAUAUUCUAGCUGUAAAUACAUAUAUGGUGCAUGUGAAAAAAAGUUGAGAGUUUUAUCUGAUUAUCUUUUACCUCCUUCAUGGUUGUAGAUUACUGCAGAUUGUAAAGAUUCAUUUUCCGGACAAUGCUUUUAUCAAAAUUUUCAUAUAUUGCAUGCCUACAACCCAAAUUCCCAAUCACUCUUAAAAACUUUAAUCAGCCUUUUGUUUUACACAUUACCUUGGGUAGUAACAUAUUUUUCAACAGGCCAUUUGCAAGUUAAAUUUGAAUAAAAUUUGGUACACUGAUUGCACAGAAACAUAACAAUUUCAAUUCUCCAGACUGAAGACGCUGUUGCUAUGCCUCGUGAUUUGUGGCAACCUUUUGCACAGCCACAACCAUCUCUGGCAUGAACUGGUUCCUGAGUACCCUUCUUACUUACAUGUAUUUAGAACAGUGUGUCAUUGCAAGGUACCUCUUAUGUAACUAAACAAAAACUUGCCCUGAAUCACAAGGCAUAGAAACAGUAGUUUAAGUAUGGGGAAUUCAA
Messenger RNA from Acanthaster planci (crown-of-thorns starfish), 3798 nucleotides. Its product is annotated as hepatocyte nuclear factor 1-beta-like. Gene Ontology annotation, cellular component: nucleus. Gene Ontology annotation, biological process: pancreas development; positive regulation of DNA-templated transcription; liver development. Gene Ontology annotation, molecular function: DNA-binding transcription factor activity, RNA polymerase II-specific; RNA polymerase II cis-regulatory region sequence-specific DNA binding. NCBI's taxonomy places the organism in Eukaryota, Metazoa, Echinodermata, Asteroidea, Valvatida, Acanthasteridae. The record is from RefSeq and is a predicted model, not a curated record.